This is a messenger RNA of Nerophis lumbriciformis (worm pipefish), 3519 nucleotides long. RefSeq names its product helicase, lymphoid specific (gene hells). Gene Ontology annotation, molecular function: ATP binding; chromatin binding. Gene Ontology annotation, biological process: lymphocyte proliferation; pericentric heterochromatin formation; negative regulation of gene expression via chromosomal CpG island methylation. The record is from RefSeq and is a predicted model, not a curated record. Gene Ontology annotation, cellular component: nucleus; pericentric heterochromatin. Lineage: Eukaryota; Metazoa; Chordata; Actinopteri; Syngnathiformes; Syngnathidae.
GUAACGGAAGUCAGUUUUUUCUUUCAAAGUUAAGGUAGUAACCAAACUUAAUGGGACUAUCUUUAAGGCAACCGAGCAGUUAGUGUUUUAAGUUGAAAGGCUCAAAACGACGACCACCACUUGCUCACCACAUCUCGUGUUUUUACUUUAUUUGGUUUGGUUUCAAUUUAGCAACGCGGUAGCGUGUUCUACUGGAGUCUGCAGUCUUCGUCUUGAAUAGAAAAUAACUAAUAGAUGUUAAAAUUGCUGUCACACUGCAGCUUGUAUUCGCUGGGAAAUCUGCGUUACUUCACUUUAAAGCAGCCGUGAAAACGUAAUCGGUACUCUUAAUUACCAGCUUGUGUAACGCGGAAGCUGGUUGUAGUUAAGUAAAACAGAAUAUUAACAUUGUUACACUUUCAGCGUGUUCGAGUUCAAACACAAUGAGUUGCGCCAAAGAAGAAAGUCGAAGUGUUUCCCCUCAGUGCCCGAAACCAGACGAGUCAGAAGAGCCAAUGGGCACAUCAAUAAAGACAGAAGCCACAGAAGAUGUGAGUGUGAAGAGUGACAAUAUGUUGUCUGGAGUGAUUAUCACCAAAGAAAUGGAGGAAGAAGAGCAAAAUCUGAUGGCAGAAGGUGAAAAGAAAGAGAAGGAGCUGAUGGACGAGGCCCGUCAGGCGAGAGAAAGAGAGACUCAUGAAAUACGCUUCAAAAGGCUGCAACAUUUGCUCCAGAAGAGCAACAUCUAUUCCAAGUUUCUUCUGACUAAAAUGGAGCAGCAGCAGAGUGAGGAGAAAGUCAAAAAGGAAAAACUAGAAAAGAAGGCCAAGAAAAACACAAACCGCCCGGAGCCGGAAAAAGAUAAGAAGAAGAGAAGAAGGGAUGAUGACUACAAGAUUGCAGAUGUCAUGUCUAAAGAUGAAAUCAUGUCACGAGCUAAGAAAGCUAAAGUGGAAGAAGAGGAAAUGGCCCUUGACCAGAAGAAACUAGACACCAAGGAUAUCGAGAGCAUUAGCGACUCCAACGAAGACAUUAAGAAUCGCCUGGCCGAAACGGUGCGAGAUAACGCCAAACAUCUCUUGGACCCUAAUAGGAAGGUGAACGGAGAGCCAGUCCCUGCUCAGCAGCCACAGCUCUUCACAGGCGGGGUCAUGAGGUGGUACCAGAUCGAGGGCAUCGAGUGGCUUCGUAUGUUGUGGGAGAAUGGCAUUAAUGGAAUUCUUGCUGAUGAAAUGGGUCUGGGAAAAACCAUCCAGUGUAUUGCCCACAUUGCCAUGAUGAUCGAAAAGAAAGUGAUGGGGCCCUUCCUGGUGGUGGCACCACUUUCCACUCUGCCCAACUGGAUCAAUGAAUUCAAGCGCUUCACACCCCAGGUGUCUGUGCAGCUUUAUCAUGGCCCCCAAUCAGAGAGGAGCAAACUACUUAAGCACAUUCGCAGACCUCAGGGGCCCCUCGAUAUGUGUCCUGUGGUCAUCACUUCAUUUGAGAUUGCCAUGAUCGACAGAAAAUUCCUUCAGCGCUAUCAGUGGAAGUACUUGAUUGUGGAUGAAGGCCACAGGAUCAAAAACCUGAACUGUCGCCUGGUGCGCGAGUUAAAGAUGCUGCCCACUGACAACAAGCUUCUUCUUACGGGGACUCCACUGCAGAACAACCUGGCUGAGCUUUGGUCUCUUCUAAACUUCCUCCUCCCAGAGGUCUUUGAUGACUUAAAGAGCUUUGAGUCAUGGUUUGACAUCGACUCACUCUGUGAAGCAGAAAGUGUGGUGGCUGCUGAGCGUGAAGGGAACAUCCUUAGUAUGUUGCACCAGAUUCUCACACCAUUCCUGUUGAGGAGACUAAAGACUGAUGUGACACUGGAGAUUCCUCCGAAGAAAGAGAUCAUUGUUUAUGCCCCUCUGACUGCCAAACAGGAGCUGUUUUACACUGCUGUGGUGAACAAGACCAUCGCAAAAGUGCUUGGUCAGCAGAAGACCGAGGCCCCUGCCAUCUUGUCGUCGAGUGGCCGACCAAAGCGCCACAAUCAAAAAGUGGUCGACUACAGUGAAGUGGAGAGUGACACGCCAUACAGCUUGGAGAAAUACCUGGAAAAGAUCCAGAAGGAGCAGGAGCAGAGCUCCUGUCUUGAAAUGCAUGUCCAGUGUCCAUUGGAUGCUCAGAUCAACUUAAAGAUGCAGAACAUUCUCAUGUUGCUAAAGAGAUGCUGUAACCAUCCCUACCUAGUUGAAUACCCCCUGGAUGCUGCUACACAAGAGUUCAAGAUUGAUGAGCAACUGGUGCAAAGUUCUGGGAAGUUUCUCAUUCUAGACCGACUUCUGCCUGCACUCAAGGAACGAGGACAUAAGGUUCUCAUUUUCAGUCAAAUGACCUCCAUCUUGGACAUUCUAAUGGAUUAUUGCUAUCUGCGUGGCUUCCAAUACAGCAGACUGGAUGGCAGCAUGUCCUAUGCCGACCGGGAAGAAAAUAUGACCAAGUUUUCCAAAGACCCGGAAGUUUUCCUCUUUUUGCUUAGUACACGAGCCGGAGGUCUUGGGAUCAACCUGACAGCUGCUGACACUGUCGUCAUUUUUGACAGUGAUUGGAACCCCCAGGCAGACCUGCAGGCUCAGGAUCGCUGUCAUCGCAUCGGGCAAACCAAACCAGUGCUUGUGUACCGCUUGGUCACGGCAAACACCAUCGACCAGAAGAUCCUGGAGAGAGCCUCGGCUAAGAGGAAACUGGAACAAAUGGUCAUCCACAAAAAUAAGUUCAAAGGUGGGCGGGCAGAAUUGAAGCAAAGUAAAAGCUGCAUUGAUCUGGAUGAGCUGAUGGAGCUGCUCCAAGCCAGAGGCACUGAAAAGGAAGUGAAAGCAUCAAGGGGAAGAGCCCUCAGCGAUAAAGAUCUGAAUUUUCUACUGGACCGCAGUGACCUGCUGGAUAAAGAAAAGAGGAACAGGAGGAAAGAGAAGGUUGGAGUCUUCAGAGUGAUGGAGGUGGACGAAUCAUCAGCGAUUGCCUUGACUUAAGACAGUGCUUCUCAAUUAUUUCCAGUGCCCCCCCCCCUUCAGGAAGAAGAAAAUACUUUGCGCCACCCUUCUCUCUCCCCGCUGUGUCUAUAAAUAGUAUAGCAAUUUUAUGGACGAAUUAAAAUUAUACAUCAUUUAAGCGUAUUAACAUUAAAAACAACAUACCGGGCUUUCCUCGUCUCCCACUGUGGUUACAGUGAAGCCAAAUGCUACCUACGCUUCAUCAUAUUCUGGUACGGCGAAAAAAGCAUGUUCCCCAAGGUCACACACGCACCCGCCUCCUCCCUUUCAUGUCUUAAGGACUGACAUAAGACAUUAAAUAUAUUCAUUGACUAUGUUCCCUCAGAGUCAACAAUGUUCAGGAGUUUGGACUGGAAAAAUUUAAAGAUGUUCUACUGUAGCUAUAAUGUUUUGACUAACCUGAUUUAUUUUCUGUUGUCUUCCGGUUGUCAUUCUUUACCUGCCUCUCGUUCCAUCCCGUAUACCUUUUAUCUUUACUGUUGUGUGAAGCAAAAAAAUAAAUUUUUAAAACAACAAA